Molecule: messenger RNA, 3174 nt
Organism: Manis javanica (Malayan pangolin)
Lineage: Eukaryota; Metazoa; Chordata; Mammalia; Pholidota; Manidae
Gene: C2CD4C
Product: C2 calcium dependent domain containing 4C
Source: RefSeq, a predicted model, not a curated record
GGGCGGCCGUACUCGGAGGAAUACGGCGGCUCGGCGGCCGGUUGGGCGGUUUCCCGCCGCCGCCGGUGCAUGAGCCCCACUGCGCUGCCGCCGCCGCCGGAGUGCAAGCCGCGGCCGCGUCCCCGAGCCGUCCUGGCCUUGGCGCCGCGACCCCCGCGUGUCCGCUGGCAGCAUUUAGCCUCGGGCCGUCGCCCAGGCAGCCUCUGCAGCCUCCCUACGGCCUCCUGCCUGCUGCCUCCAUGAAGAAAACCAACAUGUGGUUCUUGGAGCGGCUUCGGGGGUCCGGGGAGAACGGCGCUGCGGGGGGCGAGGGCGGGGACAAGGCCUCCAAGGGGCCCUUGUACAGCAACGUGCUCACGCCCGACAAGAUCCCCGACUUCUUCAUCCCCCCCAAGCUGCCCGCCGGCCCUGCGGAGCCCGAGGGGCAGGCCGAGCUGGGCCCCGCCGCGCCCGAGCAGAGCCUGGCGUCGGCCGCGCCCCGCCGCGCCCCCCGGAGCCCCCGACUGCCCGCCAAGCUGGCGGCAGAGAGCCGGAGCCUGCUGAAGGCGGCCAGCCGGCACGUGAUCCAGGUGGAGAGCGCCGAGGACUGGCCGGCGGAGGAGGCCGGCACCAACGCCGACCCGCAGGCCCAGGGCGCCAUGUCCCUGCCCUCCGUGCCCAAAGCCCACACGUCCUACGGCUUCGCCACGCUGGCCGAGAGCCCCCACACGCGGCGCAAGGAGUCCCUGUUCCACAGCGAGCACGGGGCCCUGGCCCAGGUGGGCUCCCCGGGCGCCGGGCGCCGUCGGGGGGCCACCAAGGCCAACGGGGGCGACGGGGUGCCCAAGGAGGCCAGCGGGGCCCUCAUGAGCCCCAGCCGCUACUUCAGUGGUGGGGAGAGCGACACAGGGUCCUCCGCCGAGUCCUCCCCAUUCGGGUCCCCUCUGCUGUCACGCUCCGUGUCGCUGCUCAAAGGCUUCGCCCAGGACGGCCAGGCCAAGGUGAGCCAGCUCAGGCGCUCAGUGGGCCGCCACGGCUCCCUGUCUGCCGACGACAGCACACCCGACACGAGCCCCGGGGCCCGGCGCCGCCUGACCCGCAGGGCCGCCCCGGAGCCGGGCCCCGAGCCGGGGCCUGCGCCCUGCACCGAGCACGCAGUGCGCAUGGGCCUGCGGGGCAGCGUGCGGCUGCUGGCAGAGUACCAGGCGGCCCAGGCGCGCCUGCGGGUGCGCUUGCUGGCCGCCGAGGGCCUCUACGACCGCACGUGCGAGGCGCGGAGCAUCAAUUGCUGCGUGGGCUUGAGCCUGGUGCCCGGCAAGCUGCAGAAGCAGCGUAGCACCAUUGUCAAGAGCAGCCGCCACCCGGUCUUCAACGAGGACUUCUUCUUCGAUGGCGUGGGGCCCGCGAGUGUCCGAAAGCUGGCCCUCAGGAUCAAGGUGGUGAACAAGGGCAGCAGUCUGAAGCGGGACACGCUGCUCGGGGAGAAGGAGCUGCCCCUGGCCACCCUGCUCCCCUUCUCCUAAGGGCCGGGCGCCCCUCCCCUCUCCUCCCUCCCCACCCCUAUCGCAGAGCAGGAGGCCAUUUGCCGGCCCAAGGGGAGAUGGGUUUAAAGUCAGACCGGUUUCUGGGCUGGAGGUUCUCUGGGUUGCCCAUGGCGACCAGAAUAAUAUUUUUCAUGGAUUACUUUUUUUGGAGGUGGAAGAGAGGGGCUGCCUGGGAGGGGAAAGGGCCGCUUUGCUGGGCUCAAUGUCCCUGGUACCCCCAAGUUCCACACUGCCUCAUGCCUUUCGGAAAAAGAAUCCUCGCCAGGAGGUGGCCUAGGGGAUCUCAGACCUGGAGGCCGCCAGUCCUGAGGCCCGGCUGAAUCCUUUCUCUGCUGCACCUGUGUCCUCCUUUGCAGGCCUGACAGACUCCCCUGUGAGCAGUGCCAGGCCUGGGUUCUGCCAGCGGUGCCCCACGGGCAGUGGGAAGCACCCCCUCCCAGGUGAGGCUGGCUCCGGGCAGCCUUAGGUCCUCUCAGGCCCCUGAGGCAAGAGCCCGUCAGAGGGAGGAGGGUGACAUGUCUGACAGCCCUACCUGGUAAGAGACAGCUGGAGAAUGGAGACGGCAGUCCCAGAAGAUGAAAUCCUGAGCCGUUGCUCCUCUCCUGUCCCUGGGAGCGAGACAGUCCUGCUGUCGGCUGCUUUCCUUCAAUGAUGUUUUGGCUUGCUUUAGGCCCGCCCACCUGCCCCUGCCCUGGACCCCGCAGCCCUGCUGGGGCAUCUGCAGCCUCCCUCCCUCGAGGGAGUUGCUCAGAAGGUGUCCAGGGAGCAACCCCCAGCCCCUAUUCUUCCCUGCCCUUCCUUGGCCGCCGCCCUGCGGUCCUCCCGUGCCUUUGGCAGCUGGGUGCCAGGAAGUGGUGCCUGUUGACUGAUGGACCGCUUUUAUUGCACGUGUGUGAAUAGGUUUUGGUUAGAGUGGGUGGGACAAAGUGAAGAGGGGCAGGCUGGGGGACCCUGGUGGUGGCUUUUCAUGCUGCUAGGUGGCUACAUGGGCUCAAUUAUUUUAUCAGUGCGUGGGUCCUUGAAAGAUUUUUAUAGAGGUUUACCAGCUCAACCAAACAGAAACGGUAGUUUGAAGCAGGGGCCAGGCCGGCUGUGCCCCUCCGUGUGUCCCGGUCUUCCCGUUGGGCACCGAUGGACCAUGGGGAUCCUGGGGGCCUCCCUGUCCAAACACUGCCCCUCCCAAGUCAGUUUUUCUAAAUCCUGGGGUGGGGGGUGGUGAAGGAAAAUGUGUUCCCAUCUGCAUGCCCACGAGACAUCCCAGUGAGACUGGGAAUGAAGGGCCCUUGGAGCUGGGGUCCCUUGCUGUGCCCCCCACCCUGGCCUCCAUCCUGGGCCUGGGCUUUCUUGCAAACUGCUCCUGGCAUCAAAGGGGAUCCCCCUCACUCUGGAACGUGGGGGCCACUCAGGGCCAGAAUUGUGGGCUGGAGGGCGCAACGGAAGUUCCUGCACUGAGUUAGAGGCUUGGAGCUUGCAUCCCCUUCCCUUCUCUCUGACCCUGACCUUUCCCACCCCUUUUCCUGCCUGGCCUCUUUAUAUGCCCCCACACUGAUUGGUAUCUUUGUGCUCCACGUUGACUAUGGGUAAAUCUUUGAGACAUCCUCCUCCAAGUGUGUUUGUUUAUAAAUGCUGUUUUUAGUGCAAUAAAGGUGUU